AUAAAUUCAAUUAAAGUGAAAAACAGUAGUCUUGAUACGUAAUAAACGAUCAAAACAAAGAAAUUUACUCAGCGAGGAAAAAUACCACUGUCCUUUUUAAAUAGCGCGCGUGUGUCUUUAGUUUCCGUUGUCCAUUUGAUUAUCAAUACGUCUUUGUAGGCAGAACUAUGGGCUUGAAGCUGUUCUAUACCAUCAAGACCCAUAAAUAAGACAAUGGUUUAAAAUUACGUGAUCUCAUAGAUAUUGGAUAAUGAACGUGAGAGCGCAGUUUAAAGAAAGUGCUGUAGACGGCUGUUCUUAGUAUUAGCCUUUCGGAUCGCUGGUCUGCUAGCUCUGUUUCAGGAUUUAUUAUUUUCAGUUAUACCAUUAGUUAUUUACUCGUAGUUUAUAUGCACUCGACAUUUUCAGUAUUUUCAAAGUGGACAACACUACCAGUCAGAUAUCUGAUUUUUUAGUCAUGGAUAAAUAUUAGUUCUCUUCAGAGUUUAAGGCCACAUAAAGCAGUGAUAUGAACAGAAUCGGCCAAUUAUUAGUUGUUUCAUGAAUGUAUGCCGUCUUAAAUGUAGGAAAUGUUUAAAAAGACACCUCCUGUCGUAGAGAUGGUCCAUUCUGCUAUACUGAGGGAAGCAGUCUCAGUCCUGGCGACACCGCUUAGCGUGAUGGUCUCACACUCGCUAAGGCGAGGCAAACUACCGGAAAAUUGGAAGCUGACUCACAUCACACCAGUUUUCAAAGGAGGUCGACGCAGCGAACCUUCAAGUUACCGACCGGUGGUUGUUCUCUCUAUGCCUUCAAAAAUCAUGGAUUACCUGAUAUGCGACGGUUUAUACGACUAUCUACUGUCCUUAAAUUUCUUCUCACCCCAACAGCAUGGUUUCAGAAGGGGCUACCCUUGUAUAACCAACGUGCUGACUGCGGUGGACAGAUGGACGAGCAUCCUCGAUCUCAUGAGAAAGGUUGACAUCAUUUACCUAGAUUUCUCAGAAGCUUUUGAUAAGGUUAACCAUUUAUGUUUUAUCAAUAGGUUUAAAGAUUGGGUGUCAUAACACCUCUGAUUGGUUGGCUCACUUCAUAUCUGAAAAAUCGACAUUUUAAGCUUAGGGUUAACUUCACUUUAUCUCAGGCCAUGGAAUGUCCUAGUGGGGCAGCCAGCGCCCAGUACUAGGACCUCUUCUCUUCUUGAUUUAUAUAAGUGAUCUUCCAAGACAGGCAUCGUCAGACAUUAAUUUCUGCUGAUGACGUGAAACUUUGGAGAGAGAUACGCAAUCAAGACGAUAUACAGGCACUUCAGGAGGAUCUGACUCGACUUCAAAGUUGGGCAGACGACAACAGACUGCAGUUACAACUUAAGAAACUCCUCUCCAGUAGUAUCCCAAGUCGAAAAAGAUUUAGGAGUCCUGGUGCCGUACGAUUUGAAGUCUUACGCUAACUGACAAAAAUGCCUUUCGAGCAAAUCUUGCACUGGUAAAAUUGAAGCGCAUUUUUGACCAGUUUGAUGAAAGAACUUUCACAAAAUCUUCAACAGUUUUAUUCGUCUUCAUUUGGAGUACGGAAACAUAGUAUUUCCUCUCUCACUACAAAAGGAUAAGGACACUCUGGAGCGUAUCCAACGGCGAGCCACGAAGUCAGUUCAGGGACUCAAAUUCAAACCUUACGAAGAACGCCUCCAUUCACUAGACCUUUACCCAUUCGAGUAUAGGCGUCUUAGAGGUGACCUUCUGAUGGCUUAUAGUAUCCUUAACAUUUCUGGACAUCCCCUUAAACACCUAUUUAAGAUUAGUCCCAAUACCAACCUAAGGGGUAACACCCAGAAAUUGGAGAUGCAACAUAGCAAAAGAGACUGUAGACACAAAUUUUACUUCUUAAGAGUUGUCAAAUGCUGGAAUUCUCUGCCGUCUGAACUAGUGCAAGAGACUUCCCAGGAGUUCUUUCAGAGGAAACUUGACCUAUUCUUAAGGACCAAGGAUAACAUCUCAUUAUGAGUUACCAAUUUCUUUUUUUUCUUCCAAUCUAUUAUAGUCAAUAUACCUAGGUUCCUACCUGGAGGUAUUGGUGAUCCCCUGCUACUAGACACGGGAGCCUGUUAAGCGAAAGCUUCUUCUAUUCCGUCCACAACCAUUCGAACUACGUUUAGACCUUAGUCGAUUGUUCAUGUCAAAAUAUUACCAUACACUAUCUUGCAGUUGUGAUUAUUAAGUAAAGGUAGCCAUUAACUGUUCUCACUUCGGUAUGUUCACAACAGCUUUAUAUUAUUGAGUGCUGACAAGUGUUGUGUAUUACAUCUCUUUUUUCAUACGACUAAGAGGAUUUCAACUACGUAAAUUCUUUAGAUGUGAAGAAAUAGCCACAUACUGUCGAUUUCAUAUAGCUAUGUUAGACUGCCUCGCAUAAACAAUAAUUUGCGUUAUUGUAACGUUUACGAAAUCCCGUGUUGUGUACAUGACUUAUGUAAUUACUUUCUAAUUUAUUCUAAGAUGUCUAACUGAUGGAAAUUGUCAGCAUUGAUUCGCCGAAGUUCCGAAUAGGAGAUCUGAGAAAGCAGUUUAUUUCCUGUCUACCCAAUGAACAUAAAAUAUUGAAGGAAAACGAAGCUAGUGAUCUUCUUACAUCUGAGUUUAAGAAGAUCGUAACUGAUUCUUCAAUAUUCAAGCAGCUUGAGAAUGAUUGCAGUUUGGAAAAUUUAUACGUCGAUAGAGAGUACACGACCUUAGAAGAAAUCUUAAAAAUCAUACCAUCGAGGAAAGAUGAAAAGCAGCUGAAAACCCUAACUCAUUUACUGAAAGAAACUGAAGGUUUGAAUUCUAGAACAUCAGUCCUCACAGCGAUGCAAAGAAAUCCUCGACCACUUGUGGAUAUGUCUUACCGAAAUUCUGUUGAUGAAUCUCCAGAGGCCACAGAAGUCAUCCCGGAUGUAUUUGUGACCGUUCUUGUCUACCGACCAUUUAGCCUUCCUAACAUUGAUCCCUGUGCACAGUCUCGGCAACUAGUCAUUACUCAGAGGUUGGUGCUGUUGUCCAAACAAAAUCUCACGGUCUUAAGGGAAGCUAUAAAGUGUUCACAAGAUAAAGUUUGGCUAGGAGACUGUAGCGAGGCGCUUGAUAAUCCUGAACUGCGUGUUUCGGCGGAUAAAAUAUACCCUUCUUCAUACUUUUUCAUUGAAGGCACAUUUUAUGAUGAUUUGCGGAACACAAAUAGCAAGAGCCUUGGGGAAGAGGUUAUACAGUGGGCGAAAAGCAAGAAAGAACUUAAGACGUAUGGGCCUUUUACAUCAUUACCAAUGGAAUCAGUGACUCUCGCAAAUCUUGUUAUUUGUAUUGGAAAGCCAUAUUUCUUCGUACACCAAGGAAAUUGUGAACAUAUGAUUAUCUUCUCCGAUAUCCGUCUUGUAGAUCGUGAUUCAUGUCAAACUGAGUCCUUAUUCCCAAUGCUCACCGGUCGAUGCAAUGUACGUGUAAUGCAUUGUUUCGUCUGCAGACGUCUUGCAUCCCGCUGGAUAGUUACAGAGUGUGGGACAAUUUUACCUGUCGAUCCAUGUCCAAUAUGUGACGUAUGCAUCCGACUGCUACUUUACACUGCUGAUGGAAAGAAGAUUAAUCCGCGUUUUAGAGUUUUGAUGUAUUGUGGAGAGGAAAUUGUAGUGUGAGGCCUCAUGUAAAUAAUUUAAAAUAAAUACUUUAAAAAAGCAUUUCACUUUUCACAAAUCAAACUCUAAAAUUACACUAAUAGCAAUCUUCAGCUGUUUUUCUGUAGAAUUUCGUUAAUCUAAUUAACAACACGUUGUUACAUAUCCUUCACUGAUAGUUUACGUUUCCACCUAAUUCCUAUAUAUUUCAGACAAUAAAUCUUAUGGGUCUUCCUAGAGAGGAGAAAAACAAUGAACAAGCAGCGAACACAAACCCAUCAGUAGGAGAAUCAAGCGCAGAUAAAGUUGCGGCUGCUACUUUUGGUGUUUUAUCUGAAAUUUCAAGUCUCUUAAACACAGGUUUAGAUAAUGAAGAAUUGCUGAUGUGCAUCAAACUAAUUGAGAGCGGUGUGAACCCAACUACUCUAGCUUUACUUGUAAACAAUGUGAAACAACAGUGCGAACACCUUUCUGAACUCAAAAGAUAAGUUAAACUUUGAAUCCUGUAUUGUAUAUUCAGAGAUUGCAAAAUAAAGAUUUAUUAACAAGAAAGAAAUCACAGCUUUUCAACGAGUGGUGUUAGCAACAACCUUGUAGUGUGAUUAAAUUUGUAAACAAAGCGAUUACCAAUAGUCCAAUGUAAGAAACAAAGAAAUAAUACAAUACAUAAGUAGGAUAUGUCAUAUAGUAAUAAGGAAGCCUUUCAGUAUGACAACUCAACCGAUGGCAUCAGCUAUUAUUCGGCUAACAACGGGAUCAGAUGAACGUACUGUGAUUUGGAAAGUUACACCCUGUUCGUUUGAAUGAAGAGAUGCAUCAGACAAUACUUUAGCAAGUUUACAUAAGGCCAAAACUUGGUACCCACCACGAUAUACUCCGGACAGAAGGAGCUGAUGAGAUGACUUUCCUUCAUGAGGCAUAUGAUCAGUUUGAUCACAAGGCUGAAGUCCAAGGUGAUCGAUAAUUUGACGCAUCGUUUCUAAAGUAUGAGGAAAUAACCAAUGAUUUAAAGCGAAGAAGCAUGAGGAUUCGUUACAUAUCUGUAAAAAUCAGUGUUUUACAAUAAAUAUCAUUUGAUGAUCAUGAGCAGCUACAUAGUAUAUGUUGCCCUACUUUCCAAGAAAACAAAAUUACGAACAAUUCAGCCGUGUUCUUUCAAAGCAUUGACAAAAGUAAUCUAACUCUUUAUUACACACUAAAUAAAAACAAUAACCUUAGCUUAAUUCCGUUAAUUGUGUAGACCGAGGCAGAGUACACCCAUUUCUAAGGUAAGAAAAUAGAUUAGUUUUAAACAGUUCUUUAAUGAGAAAAAUGUAAAUUCACUAGACAUUUUCAUCUAGCAAAAUAAUAGUGAGCCCUAUAGAUUUUGAGCAGGUGACAAAAAAGCGGUAAAACUCGAGGGUUUCCUAUAGUUUUAAAAUAUGAAAAAACCCAUUGUGAUUAUAAGAAGACAGAUAAGUUGUUUUUAUCGUAGUCAACAUGCUUUACUUUAAAAUACUUCGUAAUAUACUAUACCCUGUUCGGGAACAAAUCUAUUGAUAAAUUUGACUUCGUUAAGACACUAUACUUUUGUUUCGAUAGUUAAAUAAUGUUAAUUAAAGUUAAUAGAAUGUCUAACAUUUUGAUGCACACACUGGGUUUGUAUUAAUCAAAUUGAUCUGCGUAAUUCAUUGGUCAUUUAGUUCGAAGUAGCAGACUGCAAGUGUAAGAUAAAGUAUCAACAGUAAAGUUUAGCAUACCUUUAAUAGUUUUGUGCUUCACCAGCAUAUACGUUUCCUCUACUUCAGUUUCAGGACUGAGUUCCUGCCAAGCCAAUGUAAAGUUCUGUUUCGAAACACGUUGAAUAUGAUCUGAAAUACCUAGGACCAGGUCUUCCAACUGUUAUAAAAGUCGGAAGUGUUAGAAAAUGAGAAACCAGAAAAGUGGAUAGCGGGAUAUGAUGUACCAUAACAAAAACAUACUUAGCGACUUAAUUGUUAUUUUAUGAGCAAAAAUGUAUGAUGGCUAGCUGUGGAAUCUAGGAUGUGCGUUUCGUCGUAUUGGGGACUUUUCGGUUGGAUUUACCGGCAUCACCGAGUUGAUGUUCCACCCAGGACUCGAACUCAGUACCGCUCGCUCCAAACGCCAUCACAAAAGGUGCUGGGUUCGACUCCCGGAUUAAACAUCAACAUUUGGGUGCAGUUACAUCUAACUAACAAGUUCCAAAUAGUACGGAGCGCGCAUCCUGGAUUGCACUGCUAGCCACCAUCCAUCUUUGCCUAUAAUACUUAUGACUCAAGGCAAUCCGUGCAGAAUGUGCAUAUGCCAGUAAGAGACUGGUCGAUUGCACUCCUAAACAUCGAUGGGAAAAUAAGAACGAACAAUACAAAAACGAAUUAAUUAUAAUGUGAUAUUCCCAACGAAAUGAAACCUUUUUUGCUUUACUAACAUGCAACUGCAAUUUGUUUACGUCUAACUGGAACAUAGUACAGAUCCACUUUUGUUACUUAGUUACUUUAUUGACAAUGUUCGACUACAUAUGCGCCUUGAAACUAAAUACUGAGUAAAUUAACAAUAUUGACGGGCCUUCGUGUGGAUUACCGAAUAAUUCACUUGAUACGACUGUUUAGUAUUUUUCAGAUCUAAAAAACUACUUGUUAAAGAGCAAUGACUACGUUUGUUAAACGUGUAAGGUUUAAAAUGGAUCAAACAUGAAACAAGUUAAACCUUUGGAUUUAUUAUUAUUGUUCAUACUGACAAUUAACAAAGUAUCACGUUCAUCCAAACUUCUAAUGAUUUUCGGGUACUAAAAUAAUAGUCUAGCCAUGCAACUACAAAAUUAGGUGUAUUACAUGGAUAAAAUAUUUCCUGUAAAUAUCUGGUGAGAUAUUUAGAAAAUGAUCAGCAGAGUUGGCUAACCAAUGUUCAUACCAAAAGUAAUCGUACGUCUUCUUACGAAUUACUGUAUAAGUCCAGUAUACGAGGUAGCUGUAGAAAAGCGGUAUGUGUCUAUGAACUGUGAUUAAUGAUACAAGUAUAGUCUUGACAUGCCAAAUUGCUGCUUUUUUAGGAUUUAUUUUACAGAAGACUCAGUGAAAGAUAAAUUAUAUUUACAGAAUCAAAGUUUAUGACAUGAUGUGUAACACAAACCUCCAAUGGGCAUACAAAUAACUUACUUGAUAUUCGUCUGGCAAACCAGGAUCCGAAGGGUCAGAGUCAAUAUCUUUGAUAGUAAAUUUCAAUAUGUUGAUAAAUGUAGCAGAAUGACAUUCUAGAUCCUCCGGCAACUCAACUAGAACAUACGUCACAGCGGGAGAAUUAUAUUUUAAGCUUUUGCAAGGUACUGUGCAGACAAUGUUAAACAUGGGAUCGUCCGGCUCACACGAAACAUAGACAUUCUCCAAGACUUGGUCUGCCAUUGUAUUGACACAAUCAAACUGAAACAAAUGAUUGAAUGAAAUCAGAGCGAGCAGAGAAUAAACAGAAAGUUACUCACUUCUAUAUGGUAUUGAAUUACUUGACAAUAUAUAGUUUGAUGUGAUAAGACUAAGAAAAGACGAAUCCGGACUUUAUAUAGCAGCAGUGGUCUAAACCUUGUAUAUAUAGGGCCUAGAAUCGUGGUCUUAAGGAAAUUUAAUGAGAUAUUAAGAGCUAUCAGGCAAACAAAACGCAAAUGUGGUUCAUUGACUCAUCUUUACUGUUUUCUGUAUCAAACGAAACGAUAUCUGUAUUGUCGAACUAUAUAAGCUUCAACAAUUAAAUUAACGAAAAAUAACUCAAUACUCAGAACCAAUUGUGUUUACGUGUAAAAAGUGCUUCAUGCUUGCUAAUAAAUGUUUGGAAAUCUGACUCACCUGCAAGACUAAAUGCCUUGAGAAUAAAUGUUUUAUGCAUGUUACUACAUAUUCAGUGUCAGAUUCAGUUAAUUCUACUAAUGAAGAAGAUUUGAAUAUGGAGCCAAGACCAGAAAAUUCGGGUAUAGAUGCCAGCUGCUCAGCAAAUGAAUCUUGAAUACGUUUCCCUGACAUCUGAGAAACAAGUGAUGCGUUUCGACCUUCACCAGCCAUGGUAUUAGAUUUAGCUUGAAAACAACAUCAGAAUUUAUUAAGAAAUAAUCAAAGUACUUUGUCCUGAUAAUUGUGAAAAAACAAAUGAAUAUAUCGCACUAGAAACAAGAUGGUAACCUCGGACUACACAUAUCAAUGUAUUUUGCAGCAGAGAAAUGAUAAGUGAGAGUGUAUCCAUCACAGCAAAUAAUUUCGAGUCGUAUCAUCUGAUACUGAACACAUGUGUGUAAAUCACGACAAUCGUUUCAACUCUCCAUAUACUUCAACCCAAUGAUCAGUGUCCCAAGAGUGCCGCCAUAUUUUCGUCUGACUAUCCUUGAUCUUUUCUAGUUUAGCUGUACUGUUUGAGUAACUCACUUAUACAAACCAAAUUAGUUCUACCGUGGGAUUAUUAUUUCAAAAUCACAAUAGACUACUAGUUAAUAUAUAUUUUGUCCGCUCGCUAUAUAUUAGUGUUUUUAUUAUUUCUAGGUUGAUCACAGAACAGAUAAGAUGUGAUAGGCGAUAAGUGUACAUAUAAAACUCCCACAGCAAAAAUACCUCAUAUAAAAUGACAUCAUCUUUAACUCGGUAACAAUAUUUUAAACGAUGUCCACGAACUUAUUUCAAAAUUAAUUUUUUAUUGAAUACUCCCUCGGAUUAUUAUUAAUACGCAUAAGACAGUUUUGCCUACCUUUAAUCUUUACAACAUCCGAUUCAAUGGCAGAACUAAGAUCAUUUGGCUGAACAAUAUCAGCUAUUGGGACUGUCGCCAAAGAGAAAGGACUACCAGCAACUGUGUGUGAGUUGUGCACAUAAUCCAACAAAGCACGCUCUAAACCAGAUGGACUUAGAUGCAUUUCUUCACUUAAAAGGUAAGCAGAUUUUAAUGCUACUUGGUUAUGUGAUAAAAUAUAGUGGUAGAAGGCUGCGCGAUCACGAACCUCAUCGUCUUCAUCAAUCAUAAUUCUAGACAUAGAUGAAACAAAAACAAGAUGGUUUUGAAGGUAAGUCAAAACAAUGACCAUUGAAAGGAUCCGUUUGUUUAAUACACAGAAAAAAAUAAUAGCGAGCUUAGUCCCCAACUAUAUUUGAUUUAGAUGACACAACACUAACAGAAUGGUGAAUUCAAAAAGCUAGAAAAAGGCGAAGGACAGGUCAGAAAGUCUUCGUGAAGGAAAUACAAAAAAACGUGACCAGCAUUUGAAUGCAUUGUCUAUUAAUAAACGUUUUCGAUGUAAUUAUCUAUUGCACUCAUGUUCAGAAUAUUGUCGUGAAUAAAACUGAUAUGAACAACAAACGGUUGUGAUAAACAUGCAGUGUGCUCCGCACAAAUCUUUAGGCUACCUCCUUUCCAAAUAUAAACAACAAAGACCCAUGUGUUUGGUUUAUUCAGACUAACUAUUAUUGUUAAACACUAAGGGUUGAGUUAGAGCUUAUGGCAAAAUGUCAUCGGAAUUGAUAACUUCGUCAGGGCUGUCUGCUUCCCUUAUCUCUACCUAACCUUGUCAUAACCAUGCUUUUGGAGAUAACGCCCUAAUUGUCUGACUCAUCAGAAAUCUAUCCUCAACCAACAAACUCACUUAUUGACUUCAAAUUCGAUGAUAUAUUUCUGUUAGGUGAAGACACUGAAAAAAUGCAAGCUCCUGACCACUUUGAACAACAAUGCAAGCGUUUCUCUCCAUCACAUUGCAGAAUGUUACUCCAGAACUGGUCUGCGCCAACGCCUGAACUAAUGAUAGGAAGUGAAAUAAUUAGGUAUGUCGAUCUCUUGACCUAUUUUGGAAAUCUUAUAAACCUUGGUUGAUGAAAUUGCCCAAAAUCGUUCGCAAUGGCACGAGUACACUUAUUUUUUGUCUGCCCUUACAUUCUAUGUAUUUAAAUUUUGGCGCGAAACUUUCUCGUUCAUAUGGCAAAAAAGCAUUUUGGUAUUACAGCUGAUAUCAGUUCGUAAUGAAAACUGUGACUUAUUUUUAACCCUCACGCUCAACAGUAAAUUAGUCGAAGUUCUCAGCGUCAUUUAAGCAUCCCUCAAAGGUCGUCUCUAAAUUAGUCUCACCGACAGAUUUUGCGUUGCGUAUGACUGAUUGACCAAUAUUGUCCAUUAACCCCUUCUUAAUACUUAUGGAUAUUAAAAGAAGCUUGUAAGCCAUCACUAUGCUGAACAUCUUAGAAAUGAAACGGAAGAGGUUGGUUCUAUAUUUCUCUAUGUUUCUAUCCUCGCAGGACGAAGGGACAAGUACAUUAUAAUUCAUACCUAUUUAUCUAGAUUGAGAAGUCAUAUUAUACACCGUUUUUAUGGACGUCGUUCCUAUUACUGUCUUUGCACUGAUGCGAAAAAAUUUAUUCAGACGAAUUACAACUCGAAUGAGUAAAAAAAAUCAACGUUUAUGAGUUCAUUCAAAAAAACUCAUUCAGUGUUCAGACCAUUUCACGAUAUCAGUGUGAAUCAUCUAACUAGUGAUGCUGCAGUUUAGUAAUACACUUUAUAGUACGUUUUGUCGUAACUAUCGAUCUUUAGUGGGCAGGUAUCAACAGAAUCUGAGUUGAAAGAACAAAUGGGUGAUUAACUACUAACUUUUUUAUUAUUUAAAGUCUUGCACAUGAUUGUUUGUUUUACGUAAACCAUGUCAAUUCAGACAUAGCUUUAAUUAAUUCGAAAUGUCAUAAGAUAUAGACCAUAAAAUGUGAAGCUCUAAAAUACUAAAAUUCUAGAUCCUUUGGUAGACAAAACGGCAGACUUAAGCUUUUAAGAAUUAUCCGAUUACUGAGAGAUUUUUAACACCCAUCCCUACAUUGAAAUGUCCCAUGAUUUUUUAAAAUCCUCACCUGUUAAUAAAUUGUUUAUCCAAAUUAAAUUUUGUACGUCGCUUUACAAACACUAUGUUGAAUUCCACAUUACAGGAAUAGUCGAAGUUUGUACGAAGUGCUAUUGCCAAAUCUAACAAAGCUCAACAUGAACAAAAAUUUAUAAAAAAACCAGACAACAAAAAAUUGUGUAUACCGUUUAAGAAGUACAAGAAUACUCGGAAGUAAUUCCUCAUUGUGUGCAGCAAACCUCGCCAGAGCUGUUGUAGCUGUGCACUUAAUGGGAGCUGAUUCGAGCAUAACUCUAUUGUAAAUGUAACGAGUAAAUUGACGAGGACGUUUGAGGUAGGGUCCCUCCCGUCCUAACAGAUGGAGUAUACGCUGUGUUAGUUUAACAUGUUCACAAUCCUCUAUGAAGUCACAUAAUUGUAACAAACCUAUAUUCAGAUUAGAAAUAAGAAACACAUAUUUAGUAGCGAAGUAUAAGCAUGUCCAAGCGUUAACUUUUAUUGUGUCUAACAAAUCAAAGAGUGAAAGGGGAUAGAGUGUUUAGCAGGAGACGACCUACAUGUUUGAAAUAUUUAUCAGUACGAUACUGUUUUGAAUUGAGUUUUGGUAGAGUUCAACCUCGAUUAUUAAGUUUAUUAUGUGAGAAAGUAUAAAAAUUACUGGUUAGCCAUUUAGCAUUUAAUUAAUAAACCACAGGCUCGAAUCACACGUUCCAUAAUUUUCUUUACGCAGUUGGACAAUAUCAUUAGUCCAAAUCGGAUUACAUACAUCCAUAUUUAGCCAAUGAGUUACUGUAACCCUAUACAAUGAACAUAUGUUGGAGAUCCUUCUACAUGAAACAAACGUAAAAAAAUAUUUCACGAUGAUCGAACCUUGUGUAAAGAUUAGUCUGCCCAAUAAACUUCCACUUACGACCCCAUGAUGACGGAAAUAUUAGACUAUAAAUUUAUUAAACGAUUUCGCUGAUUUACUUACGUGCUGUAAUUGUUUUUUGUCCUUCACCUCUUUUUGUCUAUAUUUUGAUUAUUUACAUGACUUUUUGUUGCGUAAUUUUAUUUAUUUAUUCCAGUUUGAGCUACUUCCUAUGUUAAACUCUUGACUAGAACUUUUAUCAUUUCUAUCACUACUAGUACACCUAUCUGCUUACCAUUAAUUUGUAUUUUUCCUCUUAUUACGUUUAUUUGUGUAACCUGUUUCAUUGUGAUCACUGACUCACAAACUGCCUUGAUUGUUUCAAUAUUUUUAUAUACCCAGACAAAUAUUUUAUGCGUACAAGAGUAAGAGCUGAUGACAACCCGAUUGAGAACAAUAUUGUUUGCUUGCAUGUGUUCUAACUUACAACAUGGAAAUUUUUAACGAACUACUCUGUAAAAAUUUCCAGAAAAACAUAGGGCAAAAGUAAAUCAUCAAUGCUGGUGAACUACUUGCAAUCACGAAAACCACUGUUUAGUCUGUAUCUUACAUUUUUAGUAACUCAAAUAGUCAUACUGUGAUCCGUCGGGUGUGGAAGAAUGGGAUUUGUCUGGCUGAUGUGUCAAACUAAGUGAACUGAUGUAAUCAACUUGGCUGGGUCUGGCGCCUAGUGAGACUACACAAUUAAAUACUGAUUUUCUGUGAGGUUUUCGCAAUUUGAAGCAUGUUCUCUUAUCGGUGCGAAUUCUGAGCGCAAAAAAAAUUUAUAUAUUCAAAAUGUCUACAUAACGGCUGAUGAAACUCAGGGGUCAAAGCAAGCUAAUAAAGUGAAAGGAAUCGUAGAAUCUGACAACUGUAUAAAGUUAUUUCAGCCAAUAAAAUCAGUGUCGUAUGACAUGUAGUAGUCCCAGUUACUAUAAACAUCUAAGCUGAAGGAAAAGCACGGCGAACAACAUGCUCGAUCCUUCUACAACUUUGACUAAAUUCAACUGCAACUCCAUAAUUAAUAAAGACCGAUGAAACAUACGGUGCGUAAAUGAAGAAUGAAUUUCAUUUACUACAGUGGGUGGUAAACAGCUUACAUAACUGCCGCCGCCCCCCAUCCGCAUUUUUAAUGAUGGAGACUUUUUAAUCAAAAAGAAACCAUUGUAGUACCCGUUUUGAAAAAAACACAAUAAGUCCUAAUCACGAAAAUACAGUUCUACUACCAGUUACGUUGAGAAUACUAGUUGGUGUACAUCAAAGUAAUUGUGUCAUGUUUCAUGCAUUUCAAUCGUCCACUAACCUAAAUGUAAUCUAACAUCCUGACUGAAAUAAACUAGCAUUCGGAAAAGGCUACAGAAGCCCCCAACAAGAUACGGAACAAGUUCAUCAAGUUAGUGCCUGUUGGUCGAAUCUUCACAAGAUACGGUAGACUACUUCUAUGAAGUCUUUGACAUGAUAUAUUACAAUUUUUGUGAGUACGAAUAUCAUGUAAUUCUGAGAUUUGCUAAACUAUUUCUAAAUUAAUCUGAGCAUUCAGAUUCAUAAGCAUACAAAUAAUCAAUUGUUUAUUUUACAAACAUUUACGCAUAUCCAAUGACACCUGUUCACGAUACCAAAGAAAGGCGAUGUCAGCAAGUGUGAUAACUACAGAGGAAUCACACUACUGUCAGUAACAGGAAAGAUCUUCAACAGGGUGUUGUUAAACAAAAUGAAAGACUCUGUAGGCGCCAAACUUUGAGAUCAACAGACUCGAUUCGCAAGGAUCGAUCAGGUACCGAACAAACUGCAACACUACGGAUCAUUGUGGAACAAACAAUUAAAUGGAAUUUACCACUCUACAUCAACUCUAUUGAUUACGGGAAAGCAUGUGAUAGAGUGGACAGAACAACACUAAGGAGGUUUCUUCAACAAUACGGAGUGCUUGAGAAUAUAAUCAACACCAUACGGAAUUCCUAUGAUGGAUCAAACUUCAAAAUCGUGCAUGGAGGGCAGCUGACAGACUCGUUCGAAGUAAAGACCAGUAUCAGGCAAGGUUGCUUACUCUCACCCUUUCUCUUUCUCCUGGUGAUCGACUGAAUCAUGAAGACGACAACAUCUCGGGGGAAGCAUGGGAUACAGUGGACAGCUAGGAUGCAGCUGGACGAUCUAGACUUCGCAGAUGAUAUGGUUCUUCUAUCGCACACGCAACAACAACUGCAGAAGACGACCAGUGUAGCAGCAGCCUCAACAGCAUUAGGUUUCGACAUACAGGAGGGGGAAAGUAAGAUUCUCCGAUACGAUAUAACAUGCACCAAUCAAAUAAUACUUGACGGAGAAGAUUUGGAAGAUGUAAAAACCUUUACAUAUCUGGGCAGCAUCAUUGAUGAACACGGUGGAUCUGAUGCAGAUGUGAAGGCGCAGACUGGCAAAGCAAGAAUAGCAUAUUUACAACUAAAGAACAUCUGGAACUCAAAGCAACUGUCAACCAACACCAAGGUCAGGAUUUUCAAUACAUCUGUCAACACAGUUCUACUGUAUGGCGCGGAAACCUGGAGAACUGAAAAAGCCAUCAUUCAGAAGAUACAAGUGUUUAUUAACAGCUGUCUACGCAAAAUACUUCGAAUCCGUUGGCCAGACACUAUCAGCAACAAACUACUAUGGGAGAGGACAAACCAGAUUCCAGUGGAGGAAGAAAUCAGGAAGAAGCGCUGGAAGUGGAUAGGACAAACAUUGAAGAAAGCAACCAACUGCGUCACAACGCAAGCCCUCACUUGGAAUCGUCAAGGCCAAAGGAGGAGAGGAAGAUCAAAGAACACAUUAUGCCGAGAAACGGAGACAAACAUGAAAAGAAUGAACAACAAUCGGAUAGAACUAGAAAGGAAGGCCCAGAUCAAAGUGGGUUGAAGAAUGCUUGUCGGUGGCCUAUGCUUCAUUGGGAGUAACAGGCGUAAGUGAAUAAGUGAUAUUCAAUUGUUUGCAGUCAGUUUUAAUGACAAUUUUGAGAGAGUUUGUGUUUCAAAAAACUAUUUGAAAUCAAUUCUCUGAUGAUCAAGAAUUAUCUUAUUUUGCUAAAUUUUAGAAAUGAAAAAAGUUUACAGAAACGCGUAAGACAAACCUACCUAUACUUUUGGCUUCUGGAAUUUGUUUGAUAAUUGAUUCGAUAGCAACCACAACUGCUUUUUUAAAAGUGUAUCCAGCUGAAUCACGAAGAAGUCCAGAUAAAAAGUUUAAUAACACUGUAUACUUUUUGGGGUACUUUGUUGCUAAUGCAUGGAUAGAUUCCAAUACGACUAUUUUAAACUCAUCGCUUAUUUCACUCAUGAACGGAGAUACAUGUUUUAGCAAACGUUCAACAUUCGACUCGUUACCCGUCUAAAAAAUUUAAUAAAUUAAUAAUAUUCUAAGCUGUGUAAUUCCGUAUAGUCUAUAACUAUUGCACAUUACAAGUUAUAUUGCGCCAAAUUGAGUUCUCACACAUUUUAAUAACGUUGAAAGAGGAAACCAGAAAAAUAAGAAAGUAAAAAAGUGAAUCAAUGUUGAGUAUUCACAAUAGUAUUAAUUAUCCAUACUCCUACCAACCGAUGUUUUAUAAAACGAAAAUCCUACAGAAUGGGAAUAACUUACCAAUCACUUUAGGCAAACCACUGAACUAGCUUAAAAGAAACCCUAUGUUUAAGCUCUGGGCUACUAAAGAAUCUACGACAAUAAAGUAUAGAUCGAUGCGGUGUUUCCAUGUAUGUUUUUACCUUGUAGGUCUUAAAUUAGAUCUACGAUCGUUGAAAGGGCACAAUAGUGUACCAAGUACAAGCCAAGUACGUUGAAUCAGAAAACUAAUAUUUACCUGUCUUGAUUUUAGAUAGUUUAUGGCCGCCAACAUCAGUUACUUUAGGUAUUAAAGAGGGAUUAUGGUGGAUACACAACUCACUGAUAUUGAUUACUGAAGGUCGCUUGGGAAUUGCUAACUGCUACCGACCAAGGUUUGUGCAGAUUCUGAUCAUGGUGGGAAUCACAAAUAAAAAUGAAGCUAGUAGUCUACCGCAGUUUUAAUCACUUACCUUUAGUAAAGUUGUUAUUGCAAGUGUUGCAAUGCUUCUAUUAGGAUCACCGAUUAGUUGCUCAAGAUCGAGAUUACAUGCAGUUACCGCUGCAGGAUGGUUACUGGCGACAGCAUUUAACGUAUGUACAGCAGCAUAUCGUAACGCAGGUUUGGAAGACGUACAAAGCAGUUGUAAAACACCCACAGCAGGUGCUAACUCUUUAGCUGUUAAGUUUCGGAGGCUAAUUAUUGCUCGAGCUGCUUCAUAUAUGACCAUCUCCGAUUUAUGGCGAAGAGAUGACUCCAAAAACUCAUAUAAUUGUGGAUUAUUCCUUAAGAAAGUGUGAAAAUAUGGUUUAAGGGGUAGAAAAGACAUUUUAAAACGGCAAACUGCGUUUGAAGAUGUGAAGAAGACAGAAUAGCACAUUAUACAUAUCAUACAAAAUAUGUGAAUCAAAUAAAAAUAAUAUAUUUGUAAUAUCCCAAUGAGUAGAAAAUUGGAUUUUCUGACGUUUCGUGACUUAGUGUAAGUCACUUCUUCAGAGAAUAAAUAACCAAAUUAAAAUUAAUCCAAGUUUAAAUAGUACAAUGGAACAAUGCAAGAAUAAUAUUUGAUCAAUCAAAAAACGUUCCAUAUAACGCUUAAUCCUACUUCUCUCAAUAGAAAGGAAGGUCUUACCAUACAUCCUACUUGGACCAUCUAUCCUAGCCAUUCAGUCUGAUCGUAUUUACAAUUUCACACUAUCAUAUUACAAAUUUAAACUCUGUCCUUUCUUACCAUAAAGGUCACAGAAGUUUUCAUUCUUAAACAAUGCACAUAUACAUACAGAUCACUUAUGAAUCACCUUGACAGAAAUGACAUGACAUCAACUUGUUCAGACCUGUUUUUUGAUUGAUCAAAUAUUAUUCUUGCAUUGUUCCAUUGUACUAUUUAAACUUGGAUUAAUUUUAAUUUGGUUAUUUAUUCUCUGAAGAAGUGACUUACACUAAGUCACGAAACGUCAGAAAAUCCAAUUUUCUACUCAUUGGGAUAUUACAAAUAUAUUAUUUUUAUUUAUAACAAUCAACCCAAUGCUCAAUUUAUUCGAAAUUAUCAAACCAAACCUUGGUAAUGACACCUAUGUGAAUCAAAGUCAGAAAUCAUUUCUCAGUAUAGUGUAUGUAAACAGCAAUUGAUGUGACCCAGACAGUUCAAACAAAUUCGAUUUGUUUUGGAAUACAGGAAGUAUAGGACAUUACUAUGGUUUAUACACCUUAAAAUUUUAACAAUACAUACGACAUACUUCACGCGAAAAUGACGACAAUAUAUGACCAAACGUGGUCUACGAGCUAGUUAAGAUUUUGAAAAGCAUGAGAACUUCUCAUAUGCAAUAGUCGAGAGAGCAUAUGGAUAUGGAAGAAUUACUCCGAUCCUAGUGUAGUCAUUCACUUGAACUCACCUCGACGAAACGGAGAGCCGACGAGAUACACCCUGCGUGUAUUUGGUGACCCGAUGGCUAGUUCUCGUCAACUGGCAGGUGUAGGCAUAGCACUGAGUACGAAGGCGGAACAAGCCCUAUUAGAGUGGAUCCCCGUUAACAGUCGCCUAUGUGUUGUUCGGUUAAACGGCUACGUGAGAACUCAGAAGGGUAGGGACACACAUUGCCUUUUCGUCGUUUGUGCCUACGCUCCCUUCUGAAAAUCUUCAGAAAGCUAACGGUUCAGACAUAGCACUCAUAGCAGAUGACUUUAAGGCCCAGGUAAGUAGCUGAAACCACGCAGGAAGACAUUUAGGUGAGUAUUUUACUAUUCCGGUUCAGCGAACAGAUAAUGGUGAUCGUCUGCUGCAACUGUGCUAAGACAACCAUUUAUUUUUCAGUCAGUCAGUAACAACGUAGAACUUCGUACGUACGUACGUACAUCAGUUCGAGUUGCCAUACCACAUUAGCACAGAGAUGCAGUCGACUCAAAUUCCGUUGUGGUAGAGGUAGUAACAGUAUAAACAGUAACUGGAAAGAUUAGGGUUUGAAGAUGUUAGUCAAGGAGUAUAAUACACUGAAAUAAAUUUGGAAAGAGGAAAAAAGGACAUGAAGAAUUCAGAAGAUUAGAAUUUGGGAGAACACAAAGAGUAGAUGUACCUGCGCCAUUGCAAACGAUUUUGAGCCAUUUCAUUCAGGGUCUCUAACCAUCGGUUGCUAUCAUCUCGCGGUCCCCAACCAGGUAGUCUACACCUACCAACAUGAAUCAGUCCACUUGUCAGUGACUUUAUGGACUUGUGCCAUGUUUUGGUCUGGCCACCCCUAGCUUUCUUCCAACCUACUCCUAUACCACUGAACAUCGCACGUCGAGGCAGUCAAUCGUUGGCCAUACGUAACACGUGUCCCAGCCAUCUCAACUGAUGAAGUUUCACUACUUCAUCAAUUGAUUUGCCAUCCUUACCUAGUACCCGUUUCCUAACAACUGAGUUAUUUAUUUAUUUUAUUUAUUUGAACACGUGAACUGCAAAUACAAGAACCCGGUUGGCCUCAGACCUGGUCGAGGCUGCCUCGACUACAUAUUCACUAUUCGUCAGGUUCUAGAACACAAGCAUGCUUAUCAGCGUCCGACAAUGGUGGUCUUUCUUGACCUAAAGGCAGCAUUUGACUCCGUAGACCGCGAGAUUCUGUGGCAGUGUCUGUCAUUGAGAGGCGUACCUCAGAAGUACAUAAACCUUGUGAAGGCUCUUUACUCGAACACUACUAGUCGAGUCAGAGAUUGUGGCGAACUGUCAUCUGCUUUUGCAACCUCAAAU
This is a messenger RNA of Schistosoma haematobium, 18146 nucleotides long. RefSeq names its product small nuclear RNA activating complex, polypeptide 3. Gene Ontology annotation, biological process: snRNA transcription by RNA polymerase III; snRNA transcription by RNA polymerase II. Gene Ontology annotation, cellular component: snRNA-activating protein complex. The transcript has 8 exons. The record is from RefSeq and is a predicted model, not a curated record. Gene Ontology annotation, molecular function: RNA polymerase III type 3 promoter sequence-specific DNA binding; core promoter sequence-specific DNA binding; bent DNA binding. The coding region runs from base 2486 to 3643 and encodes 385 amino acids. Lineage: Eukaryota; Metazoa; Platyhelminthes; Trematoda; Strigeidida; Schistosomatidae.